Molecule: messenger RNA, 891 nt
Organism: Poecilia reticulata (guppy)
Lineage: Eukaryota; Metazoa; Chordata; Actinopteri; Cyprinodontiformes; Poeciliidae
Source: RefSeq, a predicted model, not a curated record
GUGAAUCCUGACAGAGUUCAACACUUCAGAUCUGAAUCUGUGUCUCUGAUCUGUGAGGGAAAAACUGCUGAGUGGAGAGUGAUUAGGUUUAUAGAAACAGGACAACUGUCAGACUGCUCCAUCUGGGGGGAAAUGACUGGAUCUACAUGCACCAUCAACAUGAACCUGUUUCAUAGUGGAGUUUACUGGUGUGAGUCUGGAUCAGGAGAGUUCAGCAACGCAGUGAACAUCACUGUACAUGAUGAUUCUUCUGCUCCUCUCCUGCUGAGUCCUGUUCAUCCUGUGACUGAAGGAGAUCCUGUUACUCUGAGCUGCAGAGAUAAAAAACAAAAUCUUCUCUCCAAUGUGUUUUUCUAUCAUAAUGAUAAACUCAUCCAUAAUGACAGCAGAGAGGAGCUGAAGAUCUCUGCUGUGUCAAAGUCAGAUGAAGGUUUUUACAAAUGUCAACAUUCAGGAAAAGAUUCACCAAGGAGCUGGAUGUCUGUUAGAGCAGCUGUACCCAGUCCUAUCAGCUCUCUUGUCAUGUUCAUCGUUGGACCAGUUGUUGGAAUCAUUCUGAUUAUUCUCCUGAUCUUGUUGUGGCGCUGCAGACGGUCCAAAGACUUGUGCUGCAUCAGAUCAAAAGGCUCACAGAGCAACAGUCAGACCUUCAACAGAAACCAGACUGAACAUCGUGAUUACAGUUCCCUUCAUCACGGUAAUGCUGAUCUUUAUGAUACUGUCAGCUCUCCUGAAGCUGCUGGAAAUGCCUCAGAUGAACCCAGAGACGUUACAUACACUCCCAUUGAACUGAAAACAUUUGGGAAAGAGAAGAAACAUCCUGCACCAGAAAAGGGCGCUGUUUACUCUGAGGUGAAAACAGGAGCUAAAGUUCUGUGUGAAAGGAGAUAA